UCACUAGGUGGCACGAAUGUCGCCUCUUAAUUUCGACUGCUGCACUAGCGUUAUUACUAACGUAAAUAUUAAUUAUUAUACAGGCUACUGAUCAUCAACAUCAUGGAUGAAGAAUUAGAUUCUUUGCGUGCAAAACGUCUUGCCGAGUUACAGCAGAAACAUGGGCGACAAGGAGGUGCUCCAGGAGGCGGAGAGGAUCAGCAGAAGCGAGCCGCACAGGAAGAAGAAAUGAAGAACAACAUCCUGUCACAAGUCCUCACUCAGUCGGCUCGCGCUCGUUUGAACACAAUUGCUAUAGCAAAGCCAGAAAAGGCCAAGUCAGUAGAGCACAUAUUGCUGAAUAUGGCCACAUCUGGACAAAUACAGCAAAAGCUCGAUGAAGAUCAACUGAAAUCUCUUCUAGAGCAAAUAAGUUCACAGACUACAAAGCAGACAACAGUCAAGUUUGAUAGAAAAAGGGCUCACAUGGAUUUUGACGAUGACUUCUAGGGAAGCUGGCUUCCAUCAAGUGUAGCGUCGGCAAUCUGCGCAUAUCAGAUUUUUUUUGUACUUGCGGUUAACUACCAAAGUGGUUUCUUAUUGCCGAGUAACUAAAUAUGACAGCAGGUACCCAUCUGAUAUGAGAAUGACUAGGGCUCAAAUUUCAUUAUGGCACCAAUGGAAAAUGCUGUAGUUGCUAUUCUUGCUUAAAGGGAAUGUAUGCCUUCCGCCCUAAAAUUUCGGGUGAAACUGAACGUUACACUUGCCUAGCCAAAAGACCUGCGAUUCGACCACAUGAAAAGAAAAACUAUCUAUUGUGUAUCCAAGGGCACAGAGUUCUAGGGCACAUGACAUGUAGUAGAGUAACCACAAUAAUGCAUACACAGUGGCGGUGUUGUUUCGAGAGGAAGGUGAAUUUAACGAGUGCACAUGGCAUUGGUAUUAUUGCCAAGCUCUACUAAUCCCUUGACUUUGCACCAAAAGGUAUGCUAAUGAUAGUAAUUCUUGCGAUAAAAGGAUACUUGGUGACAAUUAAUUGACUUUUAACUUUGCUUGUGUUUUUGCAUGGGUUGUGCCUGUCUUUUCACGCAUCUUGGAUUGAUCAUUCACAUUUAAAUUAGUGUUCAUUCAAAUAUGGACGUCUUGUAUGCCAAAGCAACACAGUGAUUGUCUGUCCUCCCUACCUCUUAUGGUGAAUUAAUUUUAACUGCUAAAAAAUCAUCCAUAUGUUAUAAUAAAGAUGAGUAGCUAACUGACA
Molecule: messenger RNA, 1237 nt
Organism: Priapulus caudatus
Lineage: Eukaryota; Metazoa; Priapulida; Priapulimorpha; Priapulimorphida; Priapulidae
Product: programmed cell death protein 5-like
Exons: 5
Coding region: 103-489 (128 amino acids)
Cellular component (GO): nucleus; cytosol
Molecular function (GO): DNA binding
Source: RefSeq, a predicted model, not a curated record